CUCUCUCUGAUAUUAUGUUUAUAGGCUCUGGAGUAGCCUGCGCUACACUCGGAUUGGCAGUGGAAACGCAGCCGCUCUUACCCUUGAUUAUACUGUAAGAAACGGAGAGAGGGAGUAAGUGAGGGGAAGAGGGGAGUCAGAGCCCCGACAUGGCCUCUAAAGAGACCACCGCUGCAGGUUUCAUUAACAUCAACAGGGAAAUUACAGAGAGCAUCAGGAGGCUCAUUGAUAAACAAUCCAUCAAGUUUCUUGGAGCUGUGAAGCAGGACACCAAGAACGGCAAAUUGGAGGACAGGAUACUGGUUCUGACAACAUGGCGACUGUAUCUAUUUGCUGUCAAAGUCCCCACCAAGAUGGAGGUUACUUUCAACUUCCUGGAGAUUCGAGCCAUGAACACUUAUCCAGAAUAUCAGGUUGUCAUAGACACAGACAAGUCCACCCACUCCUUGAGACUGCAGUCACAAGACCAUCUUGAUCACAUGAUGAACCAUAUCAACUUUGCCCUCUCACGAAUAUUCAACAAUUCUAUGUAUGCUCCAGCCAUCUGUCGAGCAGAGGGAGAUGUCUCUGAUGGAGUCCUCAAGUUUUCACCAAACUCCGAAUCAUCUUUAGAGACCCAGAAAACAUGCGGUGGUUUCUCUGAGACAUAUGCUGCUCUGUGUGACUAUAAUGGGAUUGGCUGUAAGGAGGAAGUGCAGUGGGAUGUGGACACCAUCUAUCACUCUCAGGACAACAGGGAGUUCAACCUGCUGGACUUCAGCCACCUGGACAGCAGGGACCUGGCGGUGAUUGUGGCUUCCAUGGCAUACAACACGUGGUUCACCAAACUCUACUGCAAAGACAUGCGCAUAGGGUCAGAGGUGGUGGAUCAGGUCCUUCACACAGUCAGUAAGUCCAGCAGCCUGGAGGAACUCACCCUGGAGAACGCUGGCCUCAAGUCAGAUUUCCCUCAGAAAAUGGCGACUGCUUUGUCAGAGAACCCCGCCUCAGUGAUCCACUCUCUUAACCUGGCUCACAACACCCUCGACAACCAAGGAGUUUCAAAUCUCAUUCAGCUCGUAUGCCGUCUCAACAAAGGCCUUCGUCUGCUCAACCUCUCCAAGACGUCCCUUUCCUUCAAAGGUGUGAUGUCUCUAUCCCAGGCUCUCUGCUCCAGUGAUGACUACUCCAACUCUCUACUUCACCUGGAUCUGAGCAAGAACCCUGGGAUUCUGUCUGGGGAGGAUUCCACUAACAUGUACCUGUUCUUAGCACAGCCAAACUGUCUUGUUCAUUUGGACCUCUCUGGGACCGACUGCACAGUGGACAUGUUAUUUGGUGCUCUGCUAAGAGGAUGUUGCGCUGAUCUCUCAUACCUGAAUCUCUCCAAGAACUGCUUCUCACACAGGAAGGUGAGGGAGACCCUUCCCGUCUUCAGGCAGUUUUUCAGCUCAGCCUUUAGUCUCACACACGUCAACCUGUCUUCUAUGAAGUUUCCUCCAGAUACUCUGAGGGCGCUGUUUCUUGGCCUGUCUUCCAAUCCUCACAUCAGUGACCUGCACCUGGACAUCAGUGGCUGUGAGUUAAGAUCUGCUGGUGCUGGGGUUCUCCAGGAGCUGUUUCCUAGAGUUGGAUGCAUCAGCACUCUGGACAUCUCAGACAAUGGCUUGGAUGCUGAUUUGCUGGGGGUCAUCCCAGCCUUCUCCAGACAUCCGUCCCUCAAACACUUGCUGCUGGGCAAGAACUUCAACAUCAAGGGCAGGGUACUGGAUGAAAUACUGCAGAAGCUAGUGCAUCUAGUGCAGGAGGAAGAGUGUGCCCUCCAGUCCCUGUCCCUGGCCGACUCACGCCUGCGCAGUCGGGGCACGGUGCUGGUGAAUGCUCUGGGCAGCAACACCUGCCUGUGUAAGGUGGACCUGAGUGGGAACUGCCUGGAGGACGCGGGGGCUAAGAUGCUCAGCAAAGCCCUUCAGAUCAACACCACGCUGAGGAAUGUAACCUGGGAUCGCAAUAACACCACGGCUAUGGGUUUCCAAGACGUGGCUCGGGCCUUGGAACAUAACUUCACUAUGCAGUACAUGCCUAUUCCCCUCAGUGACGUCACACAGGCAUACCGCAGCGCGCCUGAGAAGACUGAACAAGCACUGACCAAGAUCCAGCGUGCUCUGCUCAGGAACAAUCAGACCCAGAGGUUCUCCCAGAAACAGGCUCUGAGGCUGCACCAGGGCUUGGUCACCAGCACCUCUGAACAGGUGAUGGAGCGGCUGUGUGUGCGGGUUCAGCAGCAGGUGUGUGUUCUCCGAGGCUCAGAGGAAGGAGAGGAACUACAGGCUGCUAGACAGGUCCUGAAGGAGGCCAGAAACUCCCGUGCACUCUACCCGUCUCUGUGUGAGCUGGCCCAUGUACUGUCUGUGGACGGUCCGGUCCGGCAGAGACUGGACUCUCUGUCUGGAGAGCUGGCCAAGGCUGCUGAUAAGGAACUGCAGGUAAUAGUGGAGUCCAUGGUGGCUCUAUGUCGGGAGCUCUGUCCCAUGUCGUCCUCGGCAGCUGAGCGACUCAACCCUCCGCUGUCCUCCGUCUCGGAGCGAGUCUCCGUCCCUCGCUCUACCAUCCGCUCCGCCCUGUUGGAGAGGGCAGCGCAGGACAUCGACAGAGCCCUGGAGGAGGUGAAGCUGUCUGUGGUCUCCUAUCUGACCAACUCCAUAGUGGAUCAGAUCCUUCAGGAGCUCUACACCACUCAUAAAACCCUGCUGCACCAGGUGUCCCAGAUAAAGCGUCUGGACGAGGCCGGUCCCGGUAGACGUAGCAUGAGACACUCCAGGAUCACGGACUCACUGGACUUCCCUGACGAAGAAGGCCUUGGCAUGAACAUUGACACCAUCGCCAUCAAAAAGCGCAGCGGCAGAACCAGAAGGAUCCGCCCAGUGUCCACCAGGUUGAGUCUUGGUGAUGAUCCCACUUCCUCCCCUCCUCCUGCUCCUUCGUCAAACUCCGCCCCCCUGUCCCGCUCUCCCUCAUUCGAGGAUCUGUCCACCCUGCCUACCCACGGUGCACCUCUGCGCCAUGUGACUCAUGUCCGGCCGCGUCCCCCGCGAAGACACAGUCGAGGACAAGUCCCUCUGGACACCCAUGGUUCAGAGAAUGGAGGAGUUAACCUGCUGGAGGAUGGACUGCCUGACUUUUACAGCAAGAGAGUUUUGCCUGACAGUCAGCUGUCAUCACUCCAUCAAGCUCAGUCCCAGGGGAGUAAGAAGAGACGCAGCGUGCUGUCGAUCUUCUCCGGCUUCCGCAGGAAUCGGAACUCCACCAUCUCCUGUCAGGAACCAGAUGGUCCAGAGAAUGUGUACUCCAUGAUUCAGCACCCUACUGAUCCUGGGAAGGUGGAGGGCAUCUCUGAGGCGGGGGCCAAUGGGAGGAUGAUGGUGUCCCCGAGACCCUGCCAAAGCGUCCCUCUGCCUGGGAUUGGGGGGGCCAGCUCCAGCCCACAGGGCCUCACACAGAGACAGCCUUCAGAGCUGGUCAGCAUGGUGUACAGUUGUAUCGGAGCCGAAGAUGAGGACUCAGACAGUAGCUUGGAGACCAGAACUGUGGACAGAGACACGGACAGACAGUCGGCAUCAGAGACCCAGGCCAAUGGAUCGCAUGCCAUCUCCUCCUCUUUGACAAACAGACCGAGAGACUGUUUGGCUGAAAAACGUACAGCUCCAGUCAGGCACGAUUCGCUGCCCAGCGCUCGGACCGAGGUGGAUGUGGGGGCAAAGAGGCCAGAGACGCUGGAGGCUCGACAGGAUAGUGGCAGCCCCUGUAGGCAGAAACCGGAUCCACCUCCUCAAAGCAACAAGCCCAGCUUGGCCAGCAUGAGACAGAGACCUCUGCAGGAAAGCUCUGAGGAUAUAGGAUGGAUGGAUAAAGACAGCGUAGCGGAGGAGAAGAAUGAAACAAAACAUGAGGAUGUGCAGAAAGAUGGAGGGGCAGAGGGGCAACGCCCCCCCAUUCCUGAAAAGCCUGGAAAAGUUAAAACCUCACCAAAGACAGCACCUACUGUCACUCCACUUACAGAAUCAGCCAAUGAGAAGAAAACCCCGCCUCCUGUCCCACCUGCCUCUGCCAAGCCCUCUUUUGAUGUGUCGGCUGCACCUGUCAGUCAAGUCGAAGGGACUGAAGGGGAAAUCAAGUCUCCUGUGCUUCCUCGGUCUACUAAGCCUGUGGUGCAAUUUUCUGAUCCUGCUACUUGUCAAGAUAACGAGGGCGGAACGAAUGGUUUCCCACUGAAGUCACAUCGCAACAGGAAAGCCAACUCCUACGACACAGGCAUGGAACGGGACAAGCACAACAAUCUGGAGAGGCCAUUCUCAGAUCGCAAACCCCCUGUGAAAAAACCCAGACUCCCCCAGAACAGAAAGAGAUCUGUGGACUUCCCCAGGACAGUCUGUCCCGGCAGUCCGGAACACCCCAACGGCAACAGUGACAUGUCGUCAUGACAACAACAGACGGGCGCCGAAGACAAUGUUCAGGGAGUAGGAGAGAGGAGAGUCACGAGAGAGAGAGAGACUGAGAGAUAGAAGGGAAGUUAGGAACGUGGUCACCUUAUACCCUGUAACUGUGCUCAUCUUCAUAUACAGUGGUUGUUUCUCUCAUAUUUACCAGACAUGCAUGUAUACUCUUAUACACAGUUGCACUUGCUUUUGUCCUUUUCCAGAGGACACACAUUCAUACACACGCACACACACACACAAACAAACACAGGUGUUUGAGAGUCCUUUUGGUAUUCUCAUUCACAGCUAUUUCUACUUUAUUGCUUGUUGUGCAAAAAAUAUAUAUUUCCUAGUCUUCCUCAUCUCUUUUAUUGACAAUCUGUAACCCUGUUACUGUAAGAAUGAGUUGGUAUUUAUUAUACAUCAGUAUUUUGUAAAUAUAGAAUGUAAGUGGACAAACUGCACUAACCCUUGUCAUUACCUUUUUAUUACAUGUUAAGAGGUAACAUUCAUGUUUAGUUUUUUACAGUAAGGUUGUGAUUAAUAUGAUUGUGUGUUUUGUCAUAUGGUUUAUUAUAAAAGCCAAGAUUGAGGACAUGAACAUGAUGUGCAUUGUUUAUCUUUAUUAUUUAUCUCUAUUAACUGGUCAGUAGAACAGGAUGGCGAUUUUAAUCUGUUUUAAUAACAUUUUACAGGACUGAAAUGAGUGGCCCUAUAUUUUCUAAAAAUGCAUAUGUGAUUAAACAAUCAAUAAA
Messenger RNA from Esox lucius (northern pike), 5209 nucleotides. It is a transcript of the gene carmil3, whose product is annotated as capping protein regulator and myosin 1 linker 3. Gene Ontology annotation, cellular component: lamellipodium; plasma membrane. Lineage: Eukaryota; Metazoa; Chordata; Actinopteri; Esociformes; Esocidae. Bases 150 to 4460 code for a protein of 1436 amino acids. The transcript has 40 exons. Gene Ontology annotation, biological process: cell migration; regulation of Arp2/3 complex-mediated actin nucleation. The record is from RefSeq and is a predicted model, not a curated record.